Molecule: messenger RNA, 2015 nt
Organism: Selaginella moellendorffii
Lineage: Eukaryota; Viridiplantae; Streptophyta; Lycopodiopsida; Selaginellales; Selaginellaceae
Product: energy-dependent translational throttle protein EttA
Exons: 16
Coding region: 50-1951 (633 amino acids)
Biological process (GO): negative regulation of translational elongation
Molecular function (GO): ATP binding; ATP hydrolysis activity
Source: RefSeq, a predicted model, not a curated record
CGAAAAUAAAAAUAAAAAUAUCGUGUAAGAUAGGUUGUGCUGGGAGGCCAUGCCGCUAGUGUUUAGAAUUUACGGGAAUGAGAGCUCCUGCAUUCCCAUUUUCAAUCCCGUUCGGACCAUGCCAAACAGGAGCAGCAUCACGUGGCGGCGGCGAUGGAGGUCAGUUGAUGAAACUCGUACGAGGGUGUGGUGCAUGGCAAAGAAAUCCAAGCGAAGUAGCAGCAGCGGCACAAAGGGCAAUGACGCCAAAUCGUCACCACAGUCGCCAUCCUCGUCUGCGUAUGCCAAAGAGACGCGACGAGUGGUUUUCAGCCUCCAGAACGUGGGCAAGGUGACGCCAAUGGGAAAACAAAUACUGAAAAACAUCAACCUGGGAAUGUACAUGGGUGCUAAGAUUGGUAUCCUGGGCUCCAAUGGCUCAGGCAAGAGCUCGCUACUCAAUCUCUUAGCGGGAGUCGAUAAAAAUUACGACGGUGAUGUCUCUGUCGAUCGCAACCUCAAACUCGGCUACUUGCCUCAGGAACCAUUGCUAGACGAUGGAGCAACAGUGAUGGAAAACAUAGAGCCUGCUCUCUCCGAAACUAGGAAACUGCUUUCGGACUUCGAGCAGGUGAGUGCAGAUAUGGCAACCGGCACUGGUGGUAUGGAAAAGCUCAUGUCAAGGAUGGAAAAACUGCAAGAUGCACUGGAUGCAUGCAACGGAUGGGAACUCGAUCGUCGGCUGGAGCGGGCACUUAGUGCUCUCAAGUGUCCGCCUCCAGAUGCUUUUGUCGCCAACUUGAGCGGUGGAGAGCUACGUCGUGUGGCUUUAUGUCGUCUCCUUCUCCAGAGUCCGGAUAUUUUACUUCUGGACGAACCAACAAACCAUCUCGACGCAGAGGCAGUUGCUUGGCUUGAACAAUAUCUUGCAGACUUUAAAGGGACGGUUGUUGCAGUCACACAUGAUCGAUACUUCCUGGAUAAUGUUGCUGGCUGGAUACUAGAGCUGGACAGGGGACAAGGCAUUCCCUUCGAAGGUAAUUACUCGGCAUGGCUAGAAGCAAAGGAAAAACGUAUGUCGGUGGAAGAGAAAGAGCAAACGGCACUCAAGCGUACUAUAGCUCGGGAACUUGAGUGGAUCAGACAGAAGGCCAAAGGACAACAGAAGAAGGGACGGGCACGCGAGCGCUCCUAUGAGGAACUCCUGCAGAAGGCGAAAGAACAUGAAAAAGCCGAAAAGCUGCAGUCAAUAUAUUUACCUCCGGGGCCUCGCCUGGGAAAUCUGGUGGUGGAGGCAGAGAAUCUACGUAAAGAUCUUGGAGGCCGCACCUUGAUUGAAAAUCUCACUUUCUCGCUCCCCCCUGCUGGUGUGGUUGGGGUUAUAGGGGCAAAUGGAACUGGCAAAUCCACCUUGUUCCGUAUGUUGAUUGGUCAGGAGUCCCCGGACAGUGGCCGCCUGAGGAUUGGGGAGACGGUUGUCCCUCUGUACGUAGACCAGUCGCGAGAAAGCCUGACUCCGGGAAGGACGGUGUUUCAAGAGAUCAGUGAUGGAGAUGACGAGGUUACUCUCGGGGAGAGGAAAGUGAGUGCUCGAGCCUACUUAUCGUGGUUCAACUUCAAAGGCGCGGACCAGCAGAAACUUGUUGGAAGUUUGUCAGGCGGGGAAAGGAACAGACUCCAUCUGGCCAAGGUGCUCAAAUGUGGUGGCAACUUCCUCUUGCUGGACGAGCCUACCAACGACCUGGACGUGGACACUCUCCGAACUCUCGAGGAGGCCAUCCACAACUUCGCUGGUUCCGUCAUCGUUAUAUCCCACGACCGCUGGUUUCUGGACCGCAUUGCAACGCACAUCCUAGCAUUUGAAGGAGGCUCCACAGUUACGUAUUUUCAAGGCUCCUACACGGAAUACGAGGCGGAUAACAAGAAGCGCGAGGUUGGAAACACGAAGAUCAAGUACCAUGCAGUUGUAUAGUAACCGAGCAUGGAAAGUGUACCUUAACCAGGCAAGGGAAUGACAACGCAAGGGGAGUUCGCAA